GCGGGGCGGGGCGAUGGAUAAACUGACCAUCAUCUCAGGAUGUCUCUUUCUGGCCGCCGAUAUCUUCGCCAUCGCCAGCAUCGCCAACCCGGACUGGAUCAACACCGGGGAGUCGGCGGGGGCACUCACUGUGGGCCUGGUGCGGCAGUGUCAGACAAUCCAUGGACGAGACCGGACCUGCAUCCCUCCGAGGCUUCCCCCAGAGUGGGUCACCACCCUGUUUUUUAUCAUCAUGGGAAUCAUUUCCUUGACUGUCACAUGUGGUUUGCUGGUGGCUUCCCACUGGCGAAGAGAAGCUACAAAAUAUGCUCGAUGGAUAGCAUUCACUGGAAUGAUCCUUUUCUGUAUGGCUGCCCUAAUAUUUCCAAUAGGAUUUUACAUCAAUGAAGUCGGAGGUCAACCUUAUAAGUUACCCAACAACACUGUAGUUGGGUCAUCAUAUGUACUUUUUGUCUUAUCGAUUUUCUUCACAAUAGUAGGACUCCUGUUUGCUGGCAAAGUCUGUUUACCAGGCUGACGAAUGUCUAAACGGCUUAACUCUUUUUAUUUUUUUUUAUUUUAUUUUUUUAUUUUUAGAGGAUGGGAGGACAAAGAGAAGGCAUCUGGGCAGUCCUCUCAUAGGAAGAUGCUUAGAUGAACCUGAUGCUGAAAAGGAAAAAUUGCUUUGAUUUGUUCUCACUAUGCACUUUGGAUUUAAAAAAAAGAAUGAGAGCCUUUUCCAUAACCAAAUACAAUAUUGACUAAAUCUCCUGAGCAUAUUCAGGCAGUCAGUCUGCACUGUGAUAGCAACCUAGUGAAGGAGAGUGCUUUAUACUGAAAGCAUGUGGCCCCUUGUGACUCUGUUGAUCUGUUUUUAAUGUCUAAUGAUUCAUUUGAGAGGGGGGGAAAGUCUAGUAUUUAUGAAUCAUGAUGGACCAGAAGGGUGCAGGAGGUUCGUGUGGGGCUGGCCUCACCUCCUAAGAUAUUAGUGUUCUCGAUUUCCUUGUCAUGUUAUGAGCCUUUGGCACCACAAUGGAUUGCCGUUGCAUUACUGCACCAAGAAGCCAAUAGAUCAAAACUUGUUUGCUAAAAAUGUAUGUAAAAAUUCUAAAACUCCCUAAUCUCUGUGUACAAAAGAAAAAAGAAAACACUAAGAAACAAGUUUGGGGUGGGUGGGGGAAAUCUUCCUUAUAUUUAUAUAAAUAUAUAUAUAAUAUAUAUAUUUUGCUGAUGCAGUAUACAGUGUGUAUAUGUGUGUGUGUGUAUGUGUGUGUACAUUUGUAUAUGCACACAUGCAAACAGUUCCUGGACGAGAACUCUGAAUGCUUGCUAGCAAAACACUGUGGUGUGCAACCUAGAACUCAAUAGAAAAAAGCCAUUUAUCUGAAGGCUGCAUAGUGGAGAGAGUCUUCAGUUUACCUCAUUCUUUGUAGCAGCCCUUGAUUUUGACAGGUUUCUGUAAUAGGUACAAAUAACUCCAUACCUUUCUAGGUGCAAUUUUAAGUUAAGCUAAAGAUUCUUUGUAAGUUUAAUUUAUUUGUAUGUGACAGUAAAGGUAAGGCCAUGUCAAACCUUAUAGUCUGGGGAACCUGACACUGUUGGAAUGAAUAACAACUGUCAUCUAUUGUACAGACACUUGUUUUUUCCACUGGUUCAGUCUGCUACGUUAACAAUGCAGUGUAUACGUUCAGGCAUACAACUUCACAUAAA
Mus caroli (Ryukyu mouse) is the source of this 1689-nucleotide messenger RNA. It is a transcript of the gene Mosmo, whose product is annotated as modulator of smoothened. NCBI's taxonomy places the organism in Eukaryota, Metazoa, Chordata, Mammalia, Rodentia, Muridae. The record is from RefSeq and is a predicted model, not a curated record. Gene Ontology annotation, biological process: negative regulation of smoothened signaling pathway. Gene Ontology annotation, cellular component: Golgi apparatus; ciliary membrane.